CUAGGGCUCCUUCCUCCGCCUCGCCCGACCCGACCGGGCUCCAGAGGAGGAGCGCGGGGCGAGCGGGCAGGCCGGGCGGGCCUGAGGAGACUUUGGUUUUUUCCCCCCCACUCAGGCAGGCGGGCCGGCCGGCCGGCCAUGGCUAGCGGGGCGCCGGGCCCGUCGUCGUCGUCGUCUGAGGCGGACGAGGAGCGUCGGGCGGCGGCGCUGCAGAAGCUGGUGGUCCGGCUGCGGAACUUGCAGGAGGGGAAGCAGCUGGAGAGCCUCUUGCAGACGCUGCAGGACCUGCUGGCCUUGGCCGGCCUGCCCAGCGGUGCCCGGCUCUUCCGCGACGGGAGCGUCUACGUGCCUCUGCUGCUGGUGCUGGUGUCCUACCUGAGGGUGGGGAGAGUGCAACAGGUGGGCUGGACACUUCUUUGCAAACUGAUUAAAAUAUGCCCAGAAGCUCUGCAUCAUUUAACAGCUCCACAAGGCAUCGGAAAGGACUGGGAAGUUCUUGGUGUCCAUCAGCAAAUUCUCAAGAUGCUUAAAACCCACAGUGCUGAUGUGCAUCUUUCAAAGGUUGGCUUGAAAGCAUUAAAUCUACUUCUUUCUUCAGAUGAAAUCACACUUCUUCUCUUAGAGGAAGGGACUGAUAUAUUUCUAUUGAUAUUUGAUGCCAUGGAUACUUUUCCUGAUCAUGAAAAGAUCCAGAGAUAUGGAUGCAAAGCUUUGCACAUGCUUUUAGAAAAAGUUCCCGAGGAGCAGCUGAUUGAAUUUGUCGAGGAGAACGAUCACUUGAUCAUCCUCAAAGUCCUUAAAAAAUUCCCCGAGAAGGAAAAUGUCAUUGGCUUUGCCCUUCGGUCGUUGUACAUCUUGGCUGGACCAGUUAGUAAUGCGGAAGUUCUCAUGUCUGGAAGUGUGCGGUGUUACAAUAUCAUAGUGGAGAUUAUGAAAGCAUUCCCUGCAUGUGAGCCAAUUCAGGAAGUCAGCUGCUGCCUGCUACACAAACUUACUCUGGAAAACUUUUUCAAUAUCCUCGUGUUGAAUUCUGUGCACAAAGUGAUCGUGACGGCGGUGGAAACGUACCCUGAAAAUGAGAAACUACAAGCAGCAGGCCUCAGCUGCUUGGCUCUCCUCACGGAAACCAUCUUUUUAAACAGAGAUUUGGAAGAAAAAAAGGAAGAGGAGGGGGAGAAAGAGGAGGAGGAAGAAGAAAAAUUAUAUUGGCUGGAGGCCUGCUAUAAAGCAUUAAAAUAUCACAGAAGAAAUAGAGACAUACAGGAAGCUGCUUGCUGGGCUUUGAACAAUCUCCUUAUGUAUCAGCCUACUCUUAAUGAGAAGAUUGGAGACGAAGAUAAAAAAUACCCAGCCCACAGAGAGAUGAUGCUCGCCAUGUUGAUGUAUUAUUCUUCCUCCAAAGAAGUAUUCCAGGCUGCGGCCAAUGCCUUAGCUACUCUGGCAAAGCAAAAUGCACAUUCUCGAGAAAUUCUCUUGGCCAAAGGGAUACACAUGAACGUGCUGGAGAUCAUGAGAAAACAUUCAGAUUCCCCUGAAAUUGCAGAAAGUGCUUGCCGAUUGCUGAACUGUGCUUUCGAAGGAAGUUUCUUACAGUUGGAUAUCAUGAUCGCUGCUGCAUCUGGAUGUAUGAAAACUAUGAAGAAACACAAAAACUUGCCAUCGGUACAGUUGGAAGCACUUAAAGUAAUUUUAUGUUGCAUGGUUCCAGAAGGGCUAAAAAAUCAGCACCAUGUUGGUUCAGAAGACACUAACCAGAAAACCAUGCUAACACUUAUGAAAAGUCAGUUUUUGUUAGAAGGAGGUCAUUCACUUGUCCUUGGUGCUCUGAACACGUUUAUUGGAAAUCCAGGCAUUCAGAAAUGUGGACUUCAAAUACUCUCCACUAUAACAGAACGUCCGACUUUAUUACAAAUGUUAUCCAAUCUAGGAAUGGCAGAUACUCUACUCCACACACUACAGAUGUAUCCAGAUGAUCAAGAAAUACAACGCUUAGGUUUAAACUUUCUGGGAUCCUUGGUAUCCAAAAAGAUCUUAUGUUCAGCUACUUUCUAUGCCUUGGUAUCUCCUUUGGUCUCGACGUUACGACGCUUUAAGGAUGUUGUCGAAAUUCAGAUUCAGGGAUUUCAAAUGAUUGUAACCAUACUCCAGUCAUCCCCUUGGUUUGCAAAGCUGCUCAUACAGGAAUCGUUCGAGAUCUGCCUCUUCUACCAGCUCUCCAUGUGUUUUAAUGAGCAAAGAGAUCAGCAGUUUCGAAGUCUUUGCUUUAAAUGCUUUGCCAAAAUAACUGAACACGACGACUUGAAAAACCUGUUGCUGGAGAAGGCCUGUGAGGAGUGCAACACCUUUAUGGCCGAGUGUUUGCUGCUCCUGGGCGCCGACGUCAAUACAAGCUCGAAGGAAAAGUCCUUAAUUUACGACGUAUGUGAGAAAGGAAGCAACCCCAAAGUGGUCGAACUCCUGCUCAACAGUGGUGCCCGGGAACAAGACGUUAGGAGCGCUUUAGCAGUCAGCAUGAAGAAAGGGGACAGCAAGAUCAUCAGUCUGCUCCUGAAGAAACUUUGCCUGGACAUGACCAACCGCAGCAUUUGCCUGGGAGGGUUCGGUAUCGGGCGAAUGGAACCUUCUUGGCUGAUCCCCUUGUUUCCAAGCAGACUUCCAUCCUCCCAGAAGCCAACCAGUUCAAGUUCUGCGUUGGCCGUAAUGGUCCUUCGAUACCAGAGGACGAGUAGUUAUGAAGAUCAGUCAAGAGGUGACGUCAAUAGCCAGAACGAUGAAAUGCAGAAUGAAUGGACGUUCUUACCUGACCCUUUAGUGGACAAUGUUUUCUCGUUGACUGAUGACAUAGACAGCGAAGGGAGUGAAAGCUCAUUUACGGUGAGGCAGAAAUCUUACUCUGUGGCAGCUGCAGACCUCCAGAAACCUCUUCAGAGUUCUACUCCUCCGCUACAAAGACAUUCCAAAUCUGUGGGGGCUGGAUCACCUUACGAACCAUUAAAGAACCAAAGAAGAAAAAAUGUGUUUUCUGAAAAACAGAACAAAGGCACAUCUGUAUUCCAACCCAACAUGAAGAGCUCGGACAGCUUCCCUUCCCUGGUCUCCGACCGAGAAUAUAUUAAAUCCCUCGACUUGUCCUCAAAUGAGCUGGAGAACAUAGACAACAUCAGCCAAAGUCUUGGCUUAAUUACUCAUUUCGAACACCUUGACAAAUUAGAACUGCAUCACAACCAGCUUUCGUGCGUGCCGAAGCAACUCUGUGAGACCAUGAAAUCUUUGACUUAUCUCGACCUGCACAGCAACCAUUUGAAGUCUUUCCCUCAAUAUCUCUUGGAAAUGCCUCAGAUCGUUCACCUCGACGUUUCACGGAAUGAAAUUGGACCUACCUUGUGCUUCAGUCCAACAAUCACCUGUCCAACUCUAAAAUUACUCAAUUUGUCCUACAACCAACUGUUGGGCAUUCCUAGAUAUCUUGGCAAUAUUCUGAUCAACCUGGAACAUUUCAUAUUGGAAGGGAACAGACUUUCAACAUUAAUUGCAAGAAGCAGUUUGAAAGAACUGAAAAAUUUAAACAUUAGCAAGAACGACAUUUCGUACCUGGAUACCGAAUUUCUGCAUGAUUGUUUGAAGUUGGAAAAACUCAAUGCAGCAGCAAAUAGAAUUUACACCAUAAAGAACUUGCCUUGUAGCAUAACUACAUUGAAGCUAUCUCAGAAUGCUUUUUACAACGUUCCAGAAGCAAUUCUUCUUCUACCACAUUUGCGAUCGGUGGAUUUAAGCAGCAAUAGAAUUGGGAUGCUACCAGGGCCUGCGUUUUGGAAAUCGUCCAAUUUAAGAGAAUUGCUAUUUAACCACAAUCAAAUAAGCAUUCUGGACCUGAAUGACAAAGCUUCUUCCUGGUCUCGGCUUGAAAAGCUACACCUGUCUAACAACAAGUUAAGAGAGAUCCCUCCUGAAAUUGGCUUUCUGAAAAACUUGACGUCUUUUGAUGUUAGUUACAAUCCAGCCAUCCGGUGUUUUCCAGAUGAAAUGGGAAAAUUGUUGAAUAUAUGGGAUCUUCCUUUAGAAGGACUGCAUCUUAAUUUAGAUUUUAAACACGUGGGAGACAAAGCAAGGGAUAUCAUCCGGUUCCUUCAACAGCGUUUAAAGAAAGCUGUCCCCUACCAUAGAAUGAAGCUCAUGGUAGUUGGAAACGCCAGCAGCGGUAAAACAACCUUGUUACAACAGCUCAUGAAAUGCAAGAGGCCAGAUUUGGGGCCUCAAAAGCCGACCAUCGGAAUUGAUGUGAAUGACUGGAAGAUCCCUCGAAAAGGCAAAAUCAAGAAAGAGACAGUUUUAAAUGUCUGGGAUUUUGCAGGACAAGAAGAAUUCUACAGUGCUCAUCCCCACUUUAUGACUCAACGAGCACUAUACCUCGCGGUGUAUGACCUGAGCAAAGGAGAAUCAGAGGUGGAUGCCAUGAAACCAUGGCUGUUUAACAUCAAGACCCGAGCGUCCUUCUCCCCUGUGAUUCUCAUUGGAACUCAUUUAGACGUCGCUAAUGAGAAGCAGCGUAGAGCUUGCAUCAGUAAAAUCACCCAGGAGCUGAUGAAUCAGAAGGGAUUUCCUAAAAUCCACGACUAUCACUUUGUGAAUGCCACAGAAGAGUCUGAGUCCAUGACUAAACUUCGACAAAUCAUCAUCAAAGAAUGUCUGGAUUUCAAAAUCAGAGACCAGCCUGUGAUUGGCCAGUUAAUUCCAGACAGCUACUUAGAACUUGAGAAGAGCAUUCUUGAAAUACGCAAAACAUUGCCGGCUGAAUUCCCCGUGAUUGGCCAGGAUCAGCUUUAUGAAUUGGUGCAAGAAAAGCAGCUGCAAUUGGAUGAAAACGAACUUUCUCAUGCAGUGCAUUUUCUGAACGAAUCGGGUGUCCUGCUGCACUUCCAAGAUCCAGCCCUUCAGCUCAGAAAUCUCUAUUUUGUCGAUCCCAAAUGGCUGUGUAAAAUCAUAGCCCAGAUCUUGACGGUGAAGGUGGAUGGCUUUACCAAAUACCCCAAAGGGAUCAUAAAGCGUUCUGAUGUUGAAAAAUCCCUGCUAAAGAACAUUAAAUUCCCUGAGAUUUGCAAGUGCCAAUACUUCAAGCUUCUAGAGAAAUUCCAAAUUGCUUUGCCGUUAGGGGAAGAUCAACUGCUUAUUCCAAGCAGCUUGUCGGAUCAACGGCCUGUGAUAGAAUUGCCUCACUGUGAAAACUCUGAGCUUAUUAUAAGAUUGUAUGAGAUGCCAUAUUUUCCAAUGGGAUUUUGGUCCAGGCUAAUUAAUCGACUGCUUGAAGUGUCUUCAUACAUGCUUUCUGGAAGAGAACGAGCGCUUCGCCCUAACAAGAUGUACUGGAGGCAAGGCAUAUAUAUGAACUGGUCCCCAGAAGCUUACACCCUGGUGGAAUCUGCAGUUCUGGAAAACAAUCUAAACAGCUUUUUAAAAAUCACAGUCCCUUCUUGCAGAAAAGGUUGCAUCAUUUUGGGGCAAGUUGUAGAUCACAUUGAUUCUCUUAUGGAGGAGUGGUUCCCGGGUUUAUUGGAAGUAGACAUUUGUGGUGAAGGAGAAACGCUGUUGAAGAAAUGGGCUUUGUACAGCUUUGAGGACGGAGAAGAACAUCGGAAAAUAUUGCUUGAUGACUUACUUAGAAAGGCAGAGGAAGGUGACCUCUUAAUAAAUCCAGAUCAACCAAAGUCUACUGUUCCAAUAGCUCAAAUUGCUCCCGAUUUGAUUUUGGCCGAUUUACCUAGAAACAUCAUGCUGAAUAAUGAUGAACUGGAAUUCCACCAAGCUCCAGAGAACCUUCUCGGCGAUGGGGGAUUUGGAUCUGUGUAUCGUGCUGUAUAUAUUGGCGAAGAAGUAGCUGUAAAGGUUUUUAACAAACACACGUCCCUUCGGCUUCUGAGACAGGAACUGACGGUGCUUUGUCACCUCCACCACCCAAGCCUGGUAUUCCUGAUGGCUGCGUCUGUGCGUCCCCGGAUGCUGGUCAUGGAAUUGGCCCCCAAGGGGUCCUUAGAUCAGUUGCUGCAGCAAGAAAACGCCGGUCUAACCAGAACCUUACAGCACAGGAUAGCUCUGCAUGUGGCGGAUGGCUUGAGGUAUCUACAUUCUUCCAUGAUCAUCUAUCGCGACUUAAAGCCUCACAACGUCUUGCUGUUCACGCUUUAUCCCAAUUCAGCGGUCAUUGCCAAGAUUGCCGAUUACGGCAUUUCCCAAUAUUGUUGCCGAAUGGGAAUAAAAACCUCUGAAGGCACACCAGGAUUUAGAGCACCAGAAGUUGCAAGAGGAAAUGUUAUUUACAACCAGCAAGCUGAUGUUUAUUCAUUUGGCUUGCUGCUGUAUGACAUUUUGACAGCUGGUGGGAGAAUAUUAGAGGGCAUAAAAUUUCCUAAUGAAUUUGAUGAAUUAGCUAUCCACGGAAAGCUGCCAGAUCCUGUCAAAGAGUACGGCUGUGCCCCCUGGCCAAGAUUUGAAGAUUUAAUUAAGAAAUGUUUGAAAGAAAAUCCUCAAGAAAGACCUACAUCUGACCAGGUCUAUGAAAUGUUGAACUCCGCAGAGCUGGUUUGUUUCCUGAGACACAUUCCAGUGCCCUCUCCUUUUGCGUCGGAGUGCAUGGUGGCUACAAACCAAAGUAGCAAGAAGUGCGGGAUCUGGAUCGGAAGUGGUAGCAGAGGGGAAGCCCAGCUGUCCUUUGUCGACAUAAAUACCGAUGAACGCACCUGUGAAGACGUUGAAGAUGGUAGGAUAUUGUGCUUGGCCUUGGUCACAUUUUCUGCAGAGAAGGAGAACUGGGUGAUCGCAGGAACCCAGUCAGGAUCCCUGUGGGCCUUUCACACCCAAGAUGGAGAGCGCAAGCAUCGGUUUCACACGAUGACAGAUUCAAUCACCUGCCUUUACUGCAGUCCCCCGUCAAAGCAUAACAAGUACAAGAAUGUCUUUUUGGUGGGCACAGCCAACGGACAGCUGGCCAUUUUUGAGGAUCGAGCAGUCAAGGGCCAAUGUGCCACACCCUUAAAGGUGAUUCUCGUCGGAAGUGACAGCACUCCACUGAUGUGUUUAAGUGAAUCAAAUUAUUCCUCAGACAGAAGUACAAUCUGGGGCGGCUGUGGAUCCAAAAUAUUAUCAUUGUCCAGCGAUUUGGCUACCCACAAACUCAUUGAGACGAAGACGAGUCAGUUGUUAUGUCACAAGGACUACUGCAACGCCAACAUUAUUUCUAUAGCGGUAGACAAGUUUAUCUACUUGGCAAAGAAGGACAGCUAUUUCGUGGAGAUUUGGGACAGAAAGACGGAGAAGCUUUGUGAACUGAUUGACUGCGUGCAUCUACUCAAAGCGGGGGUACCAAAACUGAGUAUGGAAUCGAAACAGAAACUUGCUUACCCGGGACGGGUGAAGAGUAUCUGUCUGCAGAAAAAUACGGCGUUGUGGAUCGGGACAGGAGGUGGCCACCUCUUACUACUUGACCUGUCCACGCGCCUUCCCAUAUGGAUAAUACAGGGUUUCUGUCGUUCGGUGAGAUUCAUGAUGACAACACAACUAGGCACCCUCAAAAAUGUCGUUCUGGUCUUGGGUUAUAGCCAUGAAGAAGACAGACACAUUAAAGGGAUACUGUCUUCUGUGUCCGUCUGGGAUGUGAACCUGUCACAUGAAGUGCAAAACUUGAAAAAACAUAUUGUGAUGAGGGAAGCACUAGCAGAGAAAAUGAAGCAUUUUUCAGUGGAUUAACUUGAAGGAAUUUACUAGAUUUACACGAGACCGUUGAAGUUAAGUUUUGUUGAAGGACAGGUGGAAAUACUCGUUAAAUGCAACAAUACUGCUGGUUUCCUUUAAAAUGAAACACAAAUAUUAUUAUUAUUAUUAUUAUUAUUAAAUUAUGCAGCGAUGUUUAAUAUUCCACACUAAAAGGAGAAAAGGGUGGCAGCACAAAAAUGUAUUUCUUCUGGUUUCAGAUGCCAUUAGGUUUAAAUUCAUUCUCUUUUGAUGCUUUUCCUGUUCUAUUGAUAUCUUUACAUAGGUAUAAUUCAAUACGAUUUAACUGUUUUAAGUACAUGAAUAAAAAUACGGAAGCUAUUUAAUUACCAGGAAAUUAAAGGCAUC
Pseudonaja textilis is the source of this 8109-nucleotide messenger RNA. It is a transcript of the gene LRRK2, whose product is annotated as leucine rich repeat kinase 2. Gene Ontology annotation, biological process: protein phosphorylation. Lineage: Eukaryota; Metazoa; Chordata; Lepidosauria; Squamata; Elapidae. The record is from RefSeq and is a predicted model, not a curated record. Gene Ontology annotation, molecular function: ATP binding; protein kinase activity; GTP binding.